CAUUGUUCAUCAAUCGAGACAAGGGACUCCUACAUUCCAAGCAAUACAAAGGGAUCCUUUAUAAGUGUGAUUAUUAACGUGGUUAACCAAUACCAAAUACUACUCUACUGCAAAAGCCUCACGGUCAAUGACACAGUGGGGUUGAGGUUUCCAAGGAGGUCCUCGCUGGGCAACAAGGCACUCGAUCACAUAGAAAAUGAACUUACCCACAAGGCCAAUCUCAGACGGAAGUUGCUCGACUUUAAACUCCCCCUGUGUCUCAUGACUUGAGGAGGCAGAAGGAAGAACAAGUUUGCCCGAGAACUCAGUCAGUCGGCUCUUAGACCUCAAGCAAGAAAGCAGACCAAAAUAGGGGCGACGUGCAAGAGGUUUCAAUGAAAAGUUGCUCCAGAAGACGGGAACCUGUCGCUCUUGGACAAGUGUCGUGAGAAACAUCGAAUGCUACACUUCCUGCCAAUCAUUCACUUGAGCCAUAUCCUGGAAGAUCCUCGUUCUUUUGUGAAUUAUGCCAUAUGAGUGGAACUUCUGACGAUUGUCGAAACAUGGAGGACCAAACCGAACAACAACAGUCUUUAGUGAACGGAAACAGUGUUGCGAUCAGUGUGAAUGAUGCAAAACUUUCAAAUGGCCAAGCCAAAGAGAGCCCGAUGGCCAUCAAGAUCUCAAAUGCUUACAAACAUUACACAUGUGGUCAGAAGCGAACCCCUGUACUUCUGGGGUUGGACAUGGAAGUUAAAAAAGGCCAGAUAUAUGGACUUCUGGGUCCCUCUGGCUGUGGGAAGACAACCGUGUUAAAAUGUAUAGUUGGUAAACUGACCGUGGAAACGGGUUCGGUGCGGGUAUUCGGCGAGCCUCCGGGAUCUCCAGGCUCUGGCGUUCCUGGACCACGUGUCGGUUACAUGCCCCAAGAAUUGGCCAUUUUUCUUGAGUUCAAUAUCGAAGAAACGCUCACCUAUUUCCGGCGCAUUUUUGGCAUGACCCGUCAACAGUACGAGGAUCGCCUUGCAUUUCUCAUGAAGUUCCUGGAUUUGCCAUCAAAAACACGGUCCUUGAUCAACAUGAGUGGAGGCCAACAAAGACGGGCAUCCCUGGCCAUAGCACUUCUUCACGAGCCAGAGUUGCUCAUUCUGGACGAACCCACAGUCGGGGUGGAUCCCCUUCUGAGAAGUGCAAUUUGGAACCAUUUGACUGAGAUGACUGAUUGCUUUGGGAAGCAUUGCACCAUUGUGAUAACUACCCAUUACAUUGAAGAGGCUCGACAAGCCAAUCGUGUUGGAAUGAUGCGGUUCGGAAAACUCCUCGCGGAAGAUUCUCCCGAAGCCUUACUAUGCCGAUUCAGCAAGCCAAAUCUCGAGGACGUCUUCCUCGACCUCUGUCUCCAGGAUGGAGACCUUGAGACGGCCAAAGUCCGGGAAGAGCGCACUCAACGCCGACCCAUCUUGAAGUUCUCCAAGAAAAAGUCAGAGGCCAAGCCCAAGCCAACAGAUCUUGAGGACGGAGAGGGUUGCCAAGUGGUCCUGACCAACGGCCAGGGCAGCAGACCCAAGGAAAAAGUGUCUGCCACCAAUAGUGCGGCUAGUGCACGUUCCACGUCCUCCACAGUCGCGAAAUACAUUGGUCAAAAGAAGCCCAAUCUCACCUCGCAGAGAGUGACCGCAUGUAUGAUCAAGACCUUCAACCGGAUGAAGAAGCGCGUGGGUCUCCUUGUUUACCAGUUCAUUUUGCCCGCGCUGCAAGUGUCGUUGUUUUGUCUGGCUAUCGGCCAGGACCCGAAAGAAUUACCGGUGGCCAUUGUGAACUUGGAAAACCAGGGCCAGCCUUGCGCCGGUCAUCCCACUCAGUGUCCAUUUGAUAUGACCUUUGUGGGCCCUGAAGUCAAUGAACAUUUGCAGAAUUUGUCAUGUCGCUAUCUAAGCUUCAUGGACGCGUCCAUAGCCCGGCCUGUGUAUUAUGAGAGCUAUGAAGUCGCUCACGAGGCCGUGAAAAAUGGCGACGCUUGGGGCGUGAUCAGUAUGGGGCACAAUUUCUCGAGGAAUUUGUACGAUCGCAUUUUUGAAUCCGUUGCCAAUGAAGACUUGACCACCGUGAAUCUGGAGAAAUUUAAUGCUAGUCAAAUCCAGGUUCGGAUGGAUAUCACCAAUCAACACAUUGCAUUCACACUUCAGCUGAAGUUUGCCGAGGCAUUUCAACUAUUCAUGGAACAAUUGGUGACAUCUUGUAAGAUUGACAAGGCUGUGGCUAACAUUCCGCUCACCUUCCUUGAUCCAAUCUAUGGAACACCCGAGCUAACCUUUACGGAUUUCAUGGCGCCAGGCAUUAUUCUGACCAUCGUGCACAGUAUGGCAUUGGGAUACAGCGCCAUGAUUAUUAUACUGGAGCGCAACGAGGGAUUAUUGGACCGAACAUGGAUCGCGGGGGUCACUCCCGGUGAAUUUGCAUUGGCUCAUUUCUUGGUAUCGUUAGUGGUCAACUUCCUGCAAGUGGUGGUCACACUAACCUUCAUGAUCCUGGUGUUUCAGGUGCCAAAUGAAGGCUCUCUCUGGUUGGUGUUCCUGCUCACGAUGUUGCAAGGGGUGGCUGGAACCACCAUUGGCUUGAUCAUUUCGGCCGUGUGCAAGACUCAACAAGAUGCCACCCAAAUCGCUUUGGGCAUCUUUUACCCCAAUCUAAUUCUAAGUGGAAUCAUUUGGCCCGUGGAAAGCAUGCCCUUGGCUCUGAGGUACUUUGCUUACACUUUGCCUCAAACUUUUGCGUGUGAGGCGAUGCGUGGUAUCCUACUCCGAGGAUGGGGCAUGGCCUUCAUGCCCGUUUGGAGGGGUUUUGUAGUCACAUUGGCGUGGAUCAUUGGAACCUACGUCAUCUUUAAACGCUUGGUGACCAAGUGAUCCCAAUCCAAGCCUUCUUCAUCUCGUUCCACUGAAGUACAAUCGAAUCGCAAUCAAAGGCACACUUGGUAUUGUCAAAGAACUAGUUUCAAAACCUAAAUGUUGGAGCACAACUCAUGUUACAUCUUUGGGUAGUCUAGAGAAUAAAUUUACAAGUUUUUACUGUUUGAA
Molecule: messenger RNA, 3056 nt
Organism: Tigriopus californicus
Lineage: Eukaryota; Metazoa; Arthropoda; Copepoda; Harpacticoida; Harpacticidae
Product: ABC transporter G family member 20-like
Exons: 10
Coding region: 513-2885 (790 amino acids)
Biological process (GO): transmembrane transport
Cellular component (GO): membrane; ATP-binding cassette (ABC) transporter complex
Molecular function (GO): ATP binding; ATP hydrolysis activity; ABC-type transporter activity
Source: RefSeq, a predicted model, not a curated record